UGAGCCGCGCGGCUGGCUGGCUGGCUGGCUGCCCCUCUCCCUCUCCCUCUCUCCCCCCCAUUGCAGCGCCUCGCUCGGCUGCCUCCUCCUCCUCCUCUUCCUCCGCGGCGCCCCCCAGCCCGAGCCAGGCAGAAGCUCCGCGCUGCAGUUCUGCGCAAAGGAGCAAAGCGGCGGCGGCGGCGACGAAUCGAAGUUUCCGCGCGACCCGGAGCUCCCCGCGUGACCCGAUCCGCGGGUGGGCAGGCAGGCAGCCAGCCAGGCAGGCGGAGGGAGGGAGGGCCAGCGCGCCUCCUCCUCCUUCUCUGCCUGCCCGCCUUGCUUCCUUCCCACCCUCCUUCUUUCCUUCCCUCCUUCUUCCCACGCGGGGAGGGCGAGAGCGACCCUCGGCGGGCGGACGCGGCGGAUCCCUCCCCGGCUGGACUGGCGAGCGAGCGAGCGAGAGGCGAAGGAGGGGCGGAAGAAACGGGGGGACCCCGCCGGCGCCCCACCUUCUUUCCAGCAGCAGUAGCAGCAGCAGCACAGCCGCCCCGCGGUUGCGCCGAUGCCGGCCCGGCUAGUUGGGUGGUGGUAGCAGUCGCGGACCGGGCCAGCAGCUGCGGACUCGAACCCCGAGCCAGCGAGCGACCAUGGGGCGACCCGCCGCUCCGACAGUCUUCCUCUUGCUCCUGGGGCUUCUGGCCGCCUCGCUCGCCGGCUUCCCCAACACCAUCAGCAUAGGAGGACUUUUCAUGAGAAACACUGUCCAGGAGCACAGCGCAUUCCGAUUUGCUGUGCAGUUGUACAACACAAACCAAAAUUUCACAGAAAAGCCGUUUCAUUUGAACUACCAUGUGGAUCAUCUGGAUUCUUCUAACAGUUUUUCAGUGACCAACGCAUUCUGUUCCCAGUUCUCCAGAGGAGUCUAUGCCAUCUUUGGAUUCUAUGACCAGAUGUCAAUGAACACGCUGACGUCCUUUUGUGGGGCACUGCACACGUCCUUCAUCACGCCCAGCUUUCCAACCGAUGCUGAGGUGCAGUUCGUCAUCCAGAUGCGGCCGGCUCUGAAAGGGGCCAUCCUAAGCCUUCUGACCUACUAUAACUGGGAAAAAUUCGUAUAUCUCUAUGACACUGAACGAGGUUUUUCCAUCCUCCAAGCUAUUAUGGAAGCUGCUGUGCAGAAUAAUUGGCAAGUGACGGCCCGAUCCGUGGGAAACAUCAAAGAUGUUCAGGAGUUUAAGGCGAUCAUUGAGGAAAUGGACAAGCGGCAAGAGAAGAAAUACUUGAUAGAUUGUGAAGUGGAAAGAAUAAACGUCAUUUUGGAACAGGUUGCAGCCCUCAGUAAAAAUUCCAGAAGUUAUCACUACAUGCUUGCUAACCUGGGCUUUACAGACAUCUCGGUAGAAAAAGUGGUCCAGGCUGGGGCCAAUGUAACCGGAUUUCAGAUUAUUAAUAAUGACAACCCAUUGGUCCAACAAUUUAUGCAGCGUUGGGUGAGACUUGAUGAAAGGGAAUUUCCUGAAGCCAAAAAUUCUCCAUUAAAGUAUACAUCUGCAUUGACCCAUGAUGCGAUCCUUGUUAUAGCGGAAGCGUUCCGGUACCUCCGAAGGCAGCGGGUAGAUGUAUCCCGGAGAGGAAGUGCUGGAGAUUGUUUAGCAAACCCAGCUGUGCCUUGGAGCCAAGGGAUUGAUAUUGAGAGAGCAUUGAAGAUGGUUCAGGUUCAAGGAAUGACAGGAAAUAUCCAGUUUGACACCUAUGGACGUAGAACCAAUUAUACGAUUGAUGUGUAUGAAAUGAGACCUGGCGGGCCACGAAAGGCUGGUUACUGGAAUGAAUAUGAGCGAUUUGUGCCUGCAAUCGAUCCUAGUGUUUCCAACGAUACAUCCUCAGUGGAGAACAGAACCAUUGUGGUGACUACCAUCCUUGAAGCACCCUACGUGAUGCGCAAGCAGUCUCCUGACCAGAAGGAAGGGAAUGAGAAAUACGAAGGCUAUUGUGUUGACCUUGCUUACGAAAUUGCAAAACAUGUUGGGAUUAAAUAUGUCCUGUCUAUUGUCCCUGAUGGGAAGUAUGGAGCAAAGGAUCCUGAGACUAAAAUGUGGAAUGGCAUGGUGGGUGAACUGGUCUAUGGGAGAGCAGAUAUAGCUGUUGCCCCACUGACCAUAACCCUGGUCCGAGAAGAAGUCAUAGAUUUUUCCAAACCUUUUAUGAGCUUGGGCAUUUCUAUCAUGAUCAAGAAGCCCCAGAAAUCUAAACCAGGGGUCUUCUCCUUUCUGGAUCCUUUGGCCUAUGAAAUUUGGAUGUGUAUAGUCUUUGCGUACAUUGGCGUCAGCGUAGUUCUGUUUCUAGUCAGCCGAUUCAGUCCUUACGAGUGGCAUUUGGAAGAUAACCAGGAAGAGCCUCGGGACCCUCAAAAUCCUCCUGAUCCGCCCAAUGAAUUUGGAAUAUUUAACAGCCUUUGGUUUUCCCUGGGUGCCUUUAUGCAGCAAGGAUGUGAUAUUUCUCCAAGGUCUCUCUCAGGGCGAAUCGUCGGAGGCGUUUGGUGGUUCUUCACCCUCAUCAUCAUCUCCUCCUACACUGCCAACCUGGCUGCCUUCCUCACGGUUGAAAGGAUGGUGUCCCCUAUUGAAAGCGCUGAAGACUUGGCUAAGCAGACCGAGAUCGCCUAUGGAACCUUGGAUUCCGGCUCGACCAAAGAAUUUUUUAGAAGAUCCAAAAUUGCUGUGUAUGAGAAAAUGUGGUCAUACAUGAAGUCGGCAGAGCCCUCGGUGUUUGCCAAAACCACGGCCGACGGGGUGGCCCGCGUGCGGAAAUCAAAGGGAAAGUUUGCAUUCCUGCUUGAGUCCACCAUGAACGAGUACAUUGAACAGCGAAAGCCCUGUGACACAAUGAAAGUUGGUGGGAACCUGGAUUCCAAAGGCUAUGGUGUAGCAACUCCUAAAGGCUCAGCAUUAAGAACUCCUGUAAACCUUGCAGUAUUGAAACUCAGUGAACAAGGCAUCUUAGACAAGCUGAAAAACAAAUGGUGGUACGAUAAAGGUGAAUGUGGUGCCAAGGAUUCCGGAAGCAAGGACAAGACAAGUGCACUCAGCUUGAGCAAUGUGGCAGGGGUUUUUUAUAUACUCGUUGGAGGCCUUGGCCUUGCCAUGACGGUGGCCUUGAUAGAGUUCUGUUACAAGUCUCGAGACGAGUCCAAACGAAUGAAAAUCACAAAGAACACACAAAACUUUAAGCCUGCUCCUGCUCCCAAUACCCAGAAUUAUGCAACGUACAGAGAAGGAUACAACGUGUACGGAACAGAAAGUGUAAAGAUCUAGUGGUAUGGCUAAAGGUUGAAUCCUGCAUUUAUCAUGGCUUGCAAAGGGAGGAACAACUGAGAUUCCCAGUUACUUCAGUGAUCCUGGUCACCUGAGCCAAUUUUACUUUCUCCCAGGUGUCGGUUUUGACACAAUACUGAUGAUGGUGCAAUGAACUUUUCAUAGGAUUCUUUUUUUUUGUUUUUCCUUCAGUGCCUUAACAGGAGAUUCUUAAGACUUUAGAAACAAUGCAAACCAUCAAAAAAAAAAAUAUUUUUUGCUUUGCUUGAAAAAACAAACAAAACACGGCAAGAGACUAGCCCGUUGAGCAGACAAUAUUCGUAAAGGCAGAGACGGAGAGAGACAGAGAGAAAAGACGUGGAAAGUAUUCUUGUAAAAACAAAAGAAGGAAGGAAGGAAGGAAGGAAGAAAGAAUAAAAAUCAAAACAUUCAACAGAAGCCAUUCUUUGAUACCACUGCACAGAAAACAUGGACAAUGUUUGGGGGGGGGGAAGGAAGGGUUUUCAAGCCCCCUCUUGCUCUGCUUAUUAAAAAGUUAAGCUGUUCCUAAUACACCUCAGAAUUCCACUGCUUAAUCUUCCCGGGAUGGUCUGUUCAAUGAAAUUUGAGAUAUUGUCAUGCUAUUUUUCUGCAAUUUUAUUCUUUCCAGGAUUCUCUUUUUACCAUCGCUACUGUAGACCUCAGUGUUUUAAGGAAACAUUUCAUUUCCAUUGUUCUAUUCUUUGGAGAGAGAGAUCAAGUGGGCAGGCAGGUGUCCCAGCCAUUUUAGAGAUCACCUCCAAGUGCUUUCUUAAAUAAUAAAAUAAUAAUGAUAAUCGACAGAUCUGGUAGAGCUUUGGGAAUAACCAACCCAAAUGUUGUUCUCCAUGAUCUUAGAAAUGUACUUAUAUUUCUUCAGAACAAAACUGAUUAUCGCUGAAUAUUGAAAUGACAGACCGGAGAGAAACAAGUUGGCCCUCAUUGUGCUGUUAGAAACCCUGCUGUCUGUCUCUUUACACCUUUGGAUUGUCGUUUAAACAGGUAAUUUUAGCACUGCGCUCAGAAGAAGCAGUUGUGUUCAUCCUUGUUUUGCAACAAAAGAGAGGAAAAACAAAAGGACAGAGAGGUACUUUAACAGGGACCAGUUUCUGUUGUCUGUUGUAGUUAUUCUCAGCUGCUUCCUGCAGCUGCUUACUUUUUCUUUCUUUUUUUUUAAAAAAAAGAAAAAGAAAAAGUCAUCUUGAGUUUUAUAAAGACUAUAAUGCAUUCCAGAAUUCAACACUCAAGAUGGUGAGUUGAGCGUUACUGCCUUACAGUUUUUUCAGAUGUAACAAGUGUUCAGGAUGUGAAUCUGUCCAAAAUCAACUUAAGUUGGAGGGCUCAAUGGUAGGGCUGGAGGAUAAAAAAAAUAAAAACCAGGUUUAAUCACCGAUGAUUCUAAUUAAAUAGCUUGCAGGUUUACAGAGUCGGGGAUGAAGGUCUUGGGAUAAUGGGAGGUGAAAAAGCGUAGGCAGAAUUGUGCAAAAUGAAUCAGGCUGGUUUCAAAUGGCAAAAUGGAGCCACCUCCUUCCAUUUGGUCAUCCAUCCACCAAAAAGGUUAAACCACUGAUAAGUUUCAAAAAAGGAGGAAAAAAACAAACGCCUACUAAUCACCUCUAAUAUGAAAUGGCAGUGUGUGCGGCAAAAUAGCUCGGCAACAUUUCAUUCCAUUAAUGACACACUGGAUAUUAAUUACAUUUAAAAAUGACGAUAAGACAUAGAGAUAGAUAUAUAUUUUUUUUCUUCAAAAUUAAAAAAAACACAGAUGUUUGAAAUAAGUCACUGGAAAUAUAUUUGAUAGCUUAUUCAAAGGAAGAAAAAAAGAUCUUUAAUGAUAUAUUUGAUAGUUCAUUAUAAGACGAGGGAUAGCCUAUAGAAAUAAAAUGGGGGAAAUGCUGAUUUCAUUUUCACAAAAAUGUAACAUUAAACAACAACGACAAAAAAAAAAGUAACUCAAGAAACAUUUCUCCUGUAGAACAAGCUGGCACUCGUGUUUUUUUUUUUUAACAGAGAUAUUAAGCAAAAACAAACUGCUUUUUCCUGAAACUGUGAUAUUAAAUUUCUGAAUGCUAUAAUAUUCCAGCAAAAGGAAAUGCAAAAUGCUGUGCAAAAACAUGUUGUAUUUAAGUAAAAAAAAAUGACAAAAACAAAAAAAGGGGAAAAAGACAUUUUCAUAGAAGCUGUAUAAAAAGAAAUGUAUGUUUAUCAAAUGAAAAUAACUUUUUUUCAGAGCGAAGGCUUCAUGCUAGUGAUAAGUUUGGUCAAUGGGUUGUAAUUUUUAAAAACGUGCAUGUUAAUUUAAAAAUGGGGAAAACAAGUUAUCAAUUGCUUAAAAAAAAUCUGCUAGUAAUUUCAAGCUGUGCAGAUGAAGCAGCAUUUCAAAGGCAUUUUUAAAACUGUUUUGGUUUUCUCUUUCCUCUCAUUUGCCUUUUUUUUUGGUCCGAAAAGUAAUUUUAGGUUGCUUCUUGAUCGGUUGUUAAAAAUUGCACUUCACGAACAGAAGAAAAAAAAAAGAAAAAAAACCCCUUGCCAAACAAACUUCUGGCUGACAAGUGUAUACUGCAUGUGUGAGCAUCAAUUCCUGAGCCUCAUUUGAAUGAGGCAUUGUACAAAGAGUUUUAAUACAUUUUGUAAAUAAAAUUGUAAAGGAAAGA
This is a messenger RNA of Crotalus tigris (Tiger rattlesnake), 5965 nucleotides long. It is a transcript of the gene GRIA3, whose product is annotated as glutamate ionotropic receptor AMPA type subunit 3. Lineage: Eukaryota; Metazoa; Chordata; Lepidosauria; Squamata; Viperidae. The record is from RefSeq and is a predicted model, not a curated record. Gene Ontology annotation, biological process: monoatomic ion transport; synaptic transmission, glutamatergic; modulation of chemical synaptic transmission. Gene Ontology annotation, molecular function: AMPA glutamate receptor activity; transmitter-gated monoatomic ion channel activity involved in regulation of postsynaptic membrane potential. The transcript is spliced from 16 exons. Gene Ontology annotation, cellular component: plasma membrane; postsynaptic membrane; AMPA glutamate receptor complex. Bases 627 to 3293 code for a protein of 888 amino acids.